AUGUCUGCUCGAGUUCUGCGACUCGAGAGGUGCACCGCACCAGCGAAGAGCACACAACUGGUAUGCCGCACACAGUCCAGCUUGCCUUCAAAGCGAAGACAGCACACACACCACUCUCCUCGCAGGCGUCUGCACUCAACUUCGCACCAUGGAAAUGCCGCCACACUUCCGAUCGCCACCCCCUCUCCGGUCACGACUACUGCGACUGAGGCAUCGGCUCCUUCAAUCACCACCGUCGCACCACUCGGCAACCUCCCGCUCAACCAAGUACUCCGAACAUGGCUGAUCACCUCGAUCUCCUCGAACCCAGCCUUGAUGGGCGCUUCGACCAAGAUGUUGCAAGCAAUGCUCAACUCGAAGAAUCCCGUGCUUGAUGUCGAGAAGAAUCCACUCAUGCGGGCAAUCUUGAUGGAGACAUUCUACAAGCAGUUCUGCAUUGGAAGCAACAAGGAAGAGAUCACUCGAAAUGUGGCAGCCGUGCAGCAGCAAGGAUACGGUGGUGUCAUCCUCGAGUAUGCUCUAGAAGUCCUCGCAGAUGCCAAGAGCGACGAGGCGGCGGACAUCGCAAAGUGGCGACAAGCAAUGCUGGACACUGUCGACAUCACUGCUCCCGGUUCGUACUUUGCCUUCAAGUGGUCGGGCUUGGGUCCGGCCGCAAUGCGACGGAUGAAGAACGAGGAGGAGCCAUCGAAGGAGAUGGCUGAGGCGAUGCACACUGUCACUCAGGCAGCAUUGGCCAAGGACGUCGCACUUCUUCCUGCCGCCGAGGAGACCUGGACCCUGAACGGCUUCCACAAGUGGUCCCUCGAUCUCAUGCGCGAGUACAACACGAAGGGCAAGGCCGUCGUCUUCAGCACAUACCAGGCCUACCUCAAGCAGAACACCGACCAUCUCGCACGCCACAUGGAGAUGGCCAAGGCUGAGAACUUCACCCUUGGCGUCAAGCUCGUGCGUGGGGCUUACAUGCACUCGGAGAAGCGGGAUCUGAUCUGGCCAACCAUCGACGCGACCCACCACGCAUACGACACUGUGACCUCCGCUAUGGUACACAGACAGUACAACGACCUUUUGCGACCGUCCGGCAAAGACACCGCAUUCCCAGACGUCGAGCUCGUGGUCGCUUCCCACAACGCCGCAACCGUGCAGAAGGCACAAGCAUGGCGUCAGGCUCAGGCGACUCGCGGCGAGGACCUGACCCCACUCGUCUACGUGCAGCUACAAGGCAUGGCCGACGAGGUCUCCGCAACUCUGGUCGCCAACGCCAAGGCCAACGAGGGCAAGACCAACGCUGUGCAGGAGAAGGUCUACAAGUACUGCAACUGGGGCACCAUGAAGGAGUGCCUGAACUACCUCAUUCGACGAGCGGCUGAGAACAAGGAUGCCGCGGGUCGGACUAACGACACACGACUUGCUAUGCAGAGCGAGUUGACGAGACGAUUCAAGGCUGGCGUCGGACUUUCGUAA
Messenger RNA from Fulvia fulva, 1464 nucleotides. Its product is annotated as Proline dehydrogenase 1, mitochondrial. The record is from RefSeq and is a predicted model, not a curated record. Gene Ontology annotation, molecular function: FAD binding; proline dehydrogenase activity. The coding region runs from base 1 to 1464 and encodes 487 amino acids. The transcript has a single exon. Gene Ontology annotation, cellular component: mitochondrion. Lineage: Eukaryota; Fungi; Ascomycota; Dothideomycetes; Mycosphaerellales; Mycosphaerellaceae.